GUGCGUGCACUUUCUUUCAGUCAUUGCUUCGCUCUUACUUUGGUUACAUUUACCUGUUCCCUUAUUUAACUUUAGUACAACGUUUGUUUUCAAUUUAGUUGCUGUUAAACUAACGAAACGUGUGCAACUACCUCGCAAAGACAAUUUCUAUUUACUAUAAGUGGCGCCAAAAUUUUAAUUAGAAUUAAUAAAUAUAUGCAAUAUUUUUGAAUAACGCUCUUAUGAUAUAUGUGCUGCCACCCCCUGGUCCCAUAGAAUCCCCCCAUAAGCAUCGAGUGCUCCAACAACAGUGCGUGGCAAUAACUCAUGGCCGCUAGCAAACUUUCAACAGCAACGUUAACAACGAGCCUCAAGCACACAACACCAUUCGAUGGCAUUUGUGCGAAAAUCUCAGCGUUCUAUUUUGACUUAGAUAACACGCUUAUCCCAACGCGGGCCGGUGACUCCAAAGCCAUACGCAAGCUUGCCGACGUGCUGGAAACGCAGUAUAGCUUUACCAAAGACGAUGCCAACCUGGCCACACAGAACUUUUUAAAGUCGUUUCGUCGCUGUCCGGACAACUCGCAGACAUCGCUGGACUCGUGGCGGACGCAUCUGUGGCGCGAGUCACUGCAGCAGAAGCACAAGCAUCUUGCCGAGCAGAUCUAUCCGCAGUGGCUAAAGCUGCGCUACCGUUAUUUGGCCGUGCCGCCGGACUAUGUGCAGCUAUUGCAGCGUAUGCGACGCGCCGGCUAUGCUUUGGCGCUCAUCACAAACGGCCCGUCGAACGCACAGUGGGAGAAGGUCGCCAAAUUGCAUGUGCGCGGCUAUUUUGAUUGUGUGCUCGUCUCCUCGGAUCUGCCCUGGGAGAAGCCGCAUCGGGAGAUAUUCUAUGCGGCGUGCAAUUUUCUACGCGUCAAACCGCACGAGUGCGCCAUGAUUGGCGAUAAACUCGAGACGGAUAUCAAGGGCGGACACCUCGCCCAGCUGGGUCUGACGUUCUGGAUGCCGCUGAACAGCAGCAGCAGCGCCUCACAGUGCCUGGACGAUGUCGAAUACAAGCCGCAUAUAAAGCUCAACAAUCUGCUCGAGCUAUACAAAUAUUUUCCGCGCCUGAAUGUCACUGCGCCGGCUCCGCCCAGCACAACGAAUCGCCGGAGCAGCCAUAUGCCCAUCACCUUAAGCGGCGGCGGCAACGUCAGCAGCAGCGGCAGCGGCACCAGCGUCAGCAGCACUGAGACUGAGCGAGCGGCUGCAGUGCGUCAGCAGCAGAACUAUGCGGAGGAUGCCUAUCAGCGCCAGUGGGCGUAUAGGCGUGGCGGCUCACUGCCGGCCAUGGAUUGCUCCAAUAGCGAGACGGAGAACAGCUGCGAUAGUUUUAUUUAGGCAAUCCAGCUGACCACUUUUGGAUUUGUUCAGAAUCGACUCCAAAGGGGCCACGCCCAGCAAGACGUGUGCCAUUUGUUAAACAAGAUGGAAGCGAAAGAUGAGGAGUAGCAAGCGAAUGGAAUGUGCAAGAAAAGCAAACGAAAUAAUGAUGUACCUUCAGUUUACAAAACCCAAACACACGCACACACAAACAAACAAACAAACAAACGCACCCUGGAAGGAAUCACCCACCCACAGACACACACACACCCACACACACACACACACCCAUACACUCACACACACAUACCACUAAGCUUAACAUACGCAGGAAUCUAAAGUUCAAAAAAA
Messenger RNA from Drosophila virilis, 1698 nucleotides. RefSeq names its product N-acylneuraminate-9-phosphatase. The record is from RefSeq and is a predicted model, not a curated record. NCBI's taxonomy places the organism in Eukaryota, Metazoa, Arthropoda, Insecta, Diptera, Drosophilidae. Gene Ontology annotation, molecular function: N-acylneuraminate-9-phosphatase activity. Gene Ontology annotation, biological process: N-acetylneuraminate biosynthetic process; dephosphorylation.